Molecule: messenger RNA, 7847 nt
Organism: Engraulis encrasicolus (European anchovy)
Lineage: Eukaryota; Metazoa; Chordata; Actinopteri; Clupeiformes; Engraulidae
Gene: kbtbd2
Product: kelch repeat and BTB (POZ) domain containing 2
Exons: 5
Coding region: 825-2738 (637 amino acids)
Molecular function (GO): protein binding
Source: RefSeq, a predicted model, not a curated record
AUCGAGGCUUCUUGCACUAGCUUGCUUGCUUCUCGCCGUAUUUGUGUAAAUUCGGCUUCCGGAGCUCGUACUUUGUCCACCCGACCGAAGAAACCCGAUCAUUUACAUUUAUGGAGUCAUCAUUUACAGACACGGACUGUGGACUGCACUGAUGUAGCAGAAAUCCUCUUCAUUCACUCACUACCUCGACUUUGACGCCCUCCUCUCACCUCUCGCAAAGCAAGACAAGCAAGGAGUGACAGCCAGCCAGCCAGCCAGUCCAGACGCUUUGUUCUGACUGAGGGAAUUACUGCAUCGAUUAGCACUGACCUCGCUCACCGCUCUCUCGCUGUCUGCUUCUCUCGCCAAAAAGGCAUCGCAGCCGACAGCAGCAACUGAGGAAAGACUGGCAGUCUUUUUUCCCCCCUCCUUUCUCUUCCCUUUCGUACAUGUUUUAGUAUCUUUUGUCUUCCAAGAGAGAACGACUGGAUUGUUGGCACUAGAUUGAAGCCAUGCUGAUCAAAAUGAACUUGGAGAAUUGAGCCUUGCAAAACAGACCUUGGCAGAUGUCCUUACAAGAGUCUUCCUGCACAGCUUCCUGAGGAACCUGCACAUCCUGCGUAGCCCCCGCCCUUCCCUCCUCGCCUUACUGGACUAGCUGUGGCUGUGCAGUGCCUGCUCAUAGUUAGUCUCUCCAGCUAAUCCUCCCCACCUCCAAAACCCCUCUUCACUUUGCUUUUUUCCCGCCCCGACGGGUGUGGGGUCCAGUCCGGUUCUGGUGCCGAAUCCGGGCGCGUGGGCUCGACUCGCUUGCUAAGCUGGGGCGCGACUCAUGGGACGCGAGCAUGUCGGAUCUGGGAGAGCGCCGGCCGGUCAACACGGACUACGCCGUCUCGGUCCUGGAGCAGCUCAAGUUCUUCUAUGAGCACAAGCUCCUCACCGACAUCACGCUGCUGGUGGAGGACAAUGAGUUCCCCUGCCACAAAAUGGUGCUGGCCACCUGCAGCUCCUACUUCAGGGCCAUGUUCAUGAGUGGUCUGAGCGAGAGCAAGCAGACGCACGUGCACCUGCGCAACGUGGACCCAGGCACCCUGCAGACCAUCAUCACCUACGCCUACACUGGCAACCUGGCCAUCAACGACAGCACCGUGGAGCCCCUCUACGAAACCGCCUGCUUCCUUCAGGUGGAGGACGUUUUACUGCAGUGCCGCGACUACCUGGUGAAGAAGAUCAACGCCGACAACUGCGUGCGCAUGCUGAGCAUCGGCGACAUGUUCAGCUGCACGGAGCUGAAGCAGAGCGCCAAGCGCAUGGUGGAGCACAAGUUCCCCGUGGUGUACCGGCAAGAGGCCUUCCUGCAGCUCUCCCACGAACUGCUGCUGGACGUGCUGAGCAGCGACAACCUCAACGUGGAGAAGGAGGAGACGGUGCGCGAGGCGGCCAUGCUCUGGCUGGAGUACAACAUGGAGGCGCGCUCGCAGCACCUCUCCUCCGUGCUCAGCCAGAUCCGCAUCGACGCGCUCUCGGAGGUGACGCAGCGCGCCUGGUUCCAGGGCCUGCCGCCCAACGACAAGUCGGUGGUGGUGCAGGGCCUCUACAAGUCCAUGCCCAAGUUCUUCAAGCCACGCCUGGGCAUGACCAAGGAGGAGAUGCUGAUCUUCAUGGAGGCCGAGCACCCCAGCAGCAGCGAGGUGACGGUGGGAGGCUCGCAGUACGCCGUGGUCUGCUACAGCCCGCAGGCCGAGAAGGUCUACAAGCUGCGCAGUCCGCCCGGAGACCUCCAGAAGGUGGGCACGCUGGUGACCUCGGACAACGACGUGUACAUCGCCGGCGGCCAGGUGCCGCUCAAGAGCCCCCUGGCGGCGGCGACCAGCAGCCACGCCCACCACGGCAAGGCGGGCAAGAUGCAGGCGGCCUACCGCGCCACCGACAGCUUCUUCUGGUUCGACGCACAGCAGAAUGCCUGGGUGGCCAAGACGCCCAUGCAGUGUGCCCGCACGCGGCCCGCGCUCGUCUACUGCGAGGGCCACAUCUACGCCAUCGGUGGCGACAGCGUGGGCGGCGAGCUGAACCGGCGCACGGUGGAGCGCUACGAUCGCGAGCGCGAUGAGUGGACCAUGGCCAGCCCGCUGCCGUGCGCCUGGAGCUGGAGCGCCGCCGUGGCCGCCCGCGAGCGCAUCUACGUCAUGAGCCACGACCUCACCUACUGCUACUUCCCCCGUGCCGACGCCUGGGCCGAGAUGGCCUCGCGCCGCACAAGUCGCUGCUUCGCCUCGGCCGCCGCACUGGGCGACCAGAUCUUCUACGUGGGUGGCCUGCACGUGGUCAGCAACUCCGGCACGCGGCCGCAAGCCAGCACCCUGGACGGCUCGGCCGUGACGGUGGAGGUGUUCGACGUGGGCAAGAACGAGUGGCGCUCGGCGGCGAGCAUCCCCGCGCGGCGCUACUCGGACCCCUGCGUGCGUGCCGUGGUGCUCUUCAACCAGCUGUGCAUCUUCAUGCGCGAGACGCACCUGAACGACCGCGCCAAGUACGCCCUGUACCAGUACGACGGCGAGCGGGACUGCUGGUGCCUGAGGCAGCCCGUGUCGGAGCGCGUGCUCUGGGACCUGGGUAAGGACUUCCGCUGCGCAGUGGGCAAGCUCUACCCGUCCUGCCUGGAGGAGUCGCCCUGGAAGCCGCCCACGUACCUCUUCUCGCCCGACGGAGCUGAGGAGAUCGAGAUCGACGGGGAGAUCGUCUCCUUGCCACACGUAUAGCUCCAGCUCCACCAGAGGUGUGUCAAUCCUGCUGUUGAGAGUUUUUUACAAAAAAAAAGCCCUGCCCCACAAAUUUUUGAUCCAACCUGCUCUGAAUAAGCUGAUGAGUAUCCAAAACUGGGUAGACCACUACUGCCCUACAAAGCAAAAAGGCAGUAACUGCAUUGCUGUUUAAAAUGACUAACUAACUUUAAUGCCAUAUAUAUCAAAGUCUACAGAUAAAUAAAAUGAUUGAUUUGGAAAAAGGGUGGUAAUAUAAAGUAACAAAACUGUCAGAUUUCAAUAUCCCAAAAACCACUUAUACUGGAUUGCAGCAUCAUUUUAAAGUCAACUGACUCAGUUUUGAGCUCUGCACAGUUACUGCCUUUUUGCUUUGUAGGGCAGACUAGGUGUUGCGGGUUGACAAAUGUCUCGAUUAGAUCACCAUUUUUGUUCUGGGGUAACGAACGGUGUUGGAUUGAAUAUCAAUCGCCAACAAAACCGUAUGCAAAUUAUCCUGUAGGUGGCGAUGAAGGAGGCACCUUUCAUGCCCAUUCCAGAAGGCUUAAACGCCAUUCCAAAAGGCUUAAACGCAAAACGCGACCUCUCCUGUUCUGUAUCUAUGCAGGUAGACCAGUUACUCAGUGACGUCACCCGUGUCGGAAGGAAACGGUGGCAGGGUUUUUCUUUUAACUUCCUGGAAACUGGGGUUUUGACACACCUUCUAGCCGACAACCAACAACCUUCACCCCUCCCACAGCCCCCUCACAUCAUUGUGCUUCCUCUCUUAAGACACCAAACCCAACAACAACAACAAUUUCUCCUCCUCAGCCCUGAAAAGUGUUGGAACUGCUUCUUUUCACAGGGUGAGGAGGAGUUUGACUGACUAAACUGGACAAAGAUGGAUGAGGCAAAAUGCAUGCAAAUGCGUUGCAGGAAAGCAGUUGUAACAAAACACAAACUGUGCUGAUGGGGAGGACUCUGGUGUCAAUGGAUGGCCAGGGUGAGCUUUUCCGUUAAGCUGUGUGUACUACAAGGCAUACAGCACCACAUACAGACAAACAGUACUUUGAUGACGUGCGUAACAAAAUGGGGCUUCCCUCAAAAAUCAGCCCCAAGGUAUGCACACCCCGUCUACAUGGAUACACAACUCCCCGUGCCCAAUACCCCCACAUCCUCCAACAUUAUCCUACAGCCGGCGCUAACCACCUCAAUGCGUUGGUUAAAAAAAAAAAAAAAAAGAUAAGAAAAAAAACGUAUCCAUAAAAAACAAACACCACUUCAAGCCGUUUUUGGUCAUCAUCGAAACUCUGCCUUUGGGUCUUCAAAGAGGAAAAAAAAACAAAUCUUGUAAUCCCUUUUUAAGUACUAGAUGUCUCAAAGAUAGAAAAACGAAAACCUUUUUUCCUCUGUCAGUUUCUUCUUCAAGUAUUACUACAUUUCUGAUGAAUCUCUCUCUCUCUCUCUCGCGCUCUCUCUCUCUCUCCCUCUCUCUCUUUCCCUCUCUCCCUCUCUCGUGCGCACUCUCCCUCUUGCGCGCUCUCUCGAUAUCUCGAUAUCUCUCUCGCUCUCUAUGAUGUGAUAAUCUAAAGACAAUGAUGAUUUUGAUGACAAUGACAAUGAUGCACUUAGUGGCAAAAAAAACCUCCUCUGAAUGACUCUCCUCCCUAAAUAGCAACUGUACCAAAACCUCUCCUCCUCUCUUCCUCCCUCUCUUUCUCACUUUCCCUCUCUCCACUGAGUUGAAGAUGAGAGGAGAUGCUCCUAUGCUUAACCAUAUAUAAGAACAGGGUGUGUAAGGGGGGUUUUCUUGAAGGCUGGCGCAGUCACCUCCUUUAAGGGUGAAUGGGUUGGUGGGUAUACACUAAAGGGGAUUUACACGUCACAUGUAGCGUGGCCUUGCCAAACGUAAGCUACAGUCCAAAAUAUUUUCCUACCACGUUAACGUCUGGGCUUGGAGUUUUCGGAAAGCUUUAGUCUUGUUACCAGACAACUGGCCAAUCUACAAACUGGGGAGGGAUGAGUGAGGGGGAUACACAUUUCAAACUUCAACAACAGAGUCCACACCUCUCACUAGUAAUUGCUUUUCAAUGUUACGACCCAUUGCUUUAGCGAUUGGGUGAAGUAAGACGCGCAUUUCAAAUUUCAACGGAGUUCACUCCUCCCUCCACUAAACGCUUCUCAAUUCAGUCGUUCCAGACCCUCUGUACUGAUUAAAUCACUACAAGGGCAUGGUAAGACCAGGGUAGUUUACGCGAUGGCCCAGUUUUAAACUCCAAAGUAGCUAUAAUGCUGUAAGGAGAAAUGCUCCAUUUUCAUUUACUAUACAAAUAGCAGAGUGCCUGUCUUAUGUUUGGCUACAUGGGUGCAUUUCUUGAAACCAUAGUUGUAAUGCAAUUUCCUAUUAUCAUCUAUGGAAGUUGCUAACUGGCUUGCAGCAUAACUCUGGGGUGCAUUUAUAGAAACCAUAGUUGCUACUUCCAUUUGCUACUUUGUUGGUUGCAAAGCAGUUUCCCACUGUCAGCUGCCCAAGUUGCUGACAGGGUAGCAACUAAGCUUUCGAGAAACACAACCCAGAUUUCUUAGGUAACCGGCAUCGUAGUAUAGCCCAUCACCUGCAGCAUGUUAACUAGGAACAAGUGGUAGACCUUUAACGAGAGCGUGAUGGAUAGCUUGGUAAACUAGACAAGUCGUCCUUCCAUCACCACACUCUAGUGCUGUUUACACAUGAGGGUAUUUUGAUAAACAAAUAUUUUUCUUCUCUGUCUGUUUUUCUAUUUUUGUAUACAAACGUUAAACCAGAAUUUAAAAAAAAAUCUCAGUGUUAACUAGGGGUGCACAAUUCAUCAAAAUUAAUCGAAAAGGGUAAUUUCGGCCACAAUGACUAAUAAUCGUGGCCACGACUAUAUAAUCGUGAUCGCACAGGGAGUAAUAUGCAUUUACUUAUAGGCGUUCUUGAAGCCAGAACAUGUAAACAGGCUGGUAUUUCCGACCAAAAAUCUGUAGGCCCACCCAAGCUUCAUGCAUUUGCCUUUUUACAAAAUAAUUACAAGUUUUAAUAAUGAUUAAUAAUUAUUAAUUGAUAAUUACAGUUUUAUUUUGUUCAUCACUUAUAUAAUGCAUCCUUUGUCAUAUUUCAUGUUAUGUUAAACAUUCUGCACCGCACAAAAUUCAGUUUAUUGUUAUUCCAUAAUCGUGAUUUCAAUUUUAACCCAAAUAAUCGUGAUGAUCAUUUUUUUCCAUAAUUGUGCAGCCCUAGGGUAAACGGGAAAAAAAUCUGUUUCAAAAUACCUCUGUGUUUUAAACGAAAGGCACAAACGACGGUCUUCGUUUUUGAAAAUAUCCAGGUAUAUGUAUGCAACAUGUCUAUCUGGGUUGCUUUUGUUUGAAUCUGUGUCGAGUCGUUUAGGAAGGGACUACCACGAUGACAUGGCAGUGCUGGCCUAUUACAUGAAGUGACAUCAGUUAGAAUGUCAUCCGCUGACUAUUCUUGCUUGCCAGGCUAGCUUGUGGAUUUAUUAGCUUAGGAACUGAAGACUGAUUUAUGGCUCACACUUUUGUUAUUCGUUUACCUCUAUGGGUUGGUCACUAUGCCACUUAUUUGGAAUACCCCCCUGUGUGUGUGUAUGCGUGUGCAUGCGUGUGCGAGUGUUUGUGGUGUAAGGGUCCAGGCUAGUCUGGGGUGGGGUGUUGAAAGGUGGCUGCUGGUCCAGUCACCCCACUGUCUUUCCCACUCCUACCCCGAACACGGCCCUGUCCCAACCCACACUCACUCAUUCUUCACGCGUCCUGGCUGUCUGUUGCUUCUUACCUUUGCUUUUUUUCCCCUCGUCUUUUUUCCCCUUUCUCCUUCCAGUUGUUCCCCAACACGUAUUUGCUGGAAUCAUACUAUAUACUUUUGUUCACUUUUUCCUCAUUUUAUGGGAAAAAGUGCGGGUCUCUUCCACAAACAAACAAACAAAAAAAAGAAACCUCUUUUGCUCUUCUCAGUUUGACAGCCAAAAAACACAUUUGGGCUCAUGCAUUUUUAUUUCCAAGCUGCUGAAAUAUAUAUAAUUAUGAAUAAAUAUAUAUAUUUUUCAUAUGUUACAAAGAAGAAAAAACAUGUUAGUGUGGGGAAAAAUAACCAGGUCUAUUUUGUAUUGGUGUCCUUUUUUAUUAUUUAAUAUCUGAUAUUACUGUAGUGUGAUUGUGUAUAGACAUCCAUUUCCUUUUUUUUUUUCUUGGAGUGAAAAUAUUUGGGGAAUCUUGCUGCUGAAUGGGUCACGACGAAGAGGGAACGGUGCCCCCCAAAAAACUGUUGCUACGGAGAUUGUUCCAGCAACCACUAAGGGUGCAAAUAGUUUCCCCAAACUCUGGUGCCUUCCUAUGCCCUCAGAGCUCAUGCCUCAUUGUCAACUUGGGUACAGUCAGUUUUAUAUUUGACAUUCAUUUAACAUUCAAAAUACAAACGUGAUCUAUCUAGGGGGACCUUAUCGCACAUGAGGACAUUUGUCUGUCAGUUGGUUCAAAAAUGUUUUCGGCAUUUAAUGAAAUGCAGACCUAAUAGGAGAUGCGGUUGUGUAGAUGACUGUAUACCUUUCUUAUUUGUGAGUAGUGCAUUUUUCUGGUACAUCAUGUUUUUGUAUUUUGAAUGCUAAACGAAAGUCCAAUACGAAACUGACUUUACCCAAGUCAACAGCGAGGCAUGAGGUCAGAGGACUGAGGAAAAGGAUGUGAGUUUGGGGAAUUGAUCAGCACCCUAAACUUAACCAGUAGCGGGAGAGGUCAGGGGUCAUGGAGGAGGGGGAGGAGCUUCCUCAUUACCUUUGUAGAAAAAACAAAACCAACAAACAGGAGCACAGGUGCUUCGUGUCCAAAAAAAAAAAAAAGAAAACAAAAAAACUUACUAGCAUGUUCAGCUGCAUCAUGUUCCUUUGGCACUGUAUUUUGAAUGAACAUUAAUUUAUUAAAAAAGAAAAAACAUGCAUAAAAUGUGUCUGAAGCCUGUGCCUCUUUGUUUAAGGGCUAAUCUGUGAGAUUUUUUCUUUGUUUUCUUCAGACUUUCCAGAAAAAGAUAAGUGACAAUGCUUGUGAGUUAAAAAUGUUAAGUUUGAUUUGUUGAAGUAUUGGUAAAGAUUGUGGAUAGAA